Molecule: messenger RNA, 4032 nt
Organism: Poeciliopsis prolifica (blackstripe livebearer)
Lineage: Eukaryota; Metazoa; Chordata; Actinopteri; Cyprinodontiformes; Poeciliidae
Gene: rassf3
Product: Ras association domain family member 3
Exons: 7
Coding region: 75-1343 (422 amino acids)
Biological process (GO): signal transduction
Cellular component (GO): cytoplasm
Source: RefSeq, a predicted model, not a curated record
CCAGCAGACCGACCUGCUCUCUGUCAGCGGCAGGACGCGGCUCGGUGUCAGAGACCCGUCCGACCCGGCCGAGCAUGAAGGGAGUAAUGUUUAACCCCCCGCCUCGGAUCCGUGAAAACGCCCCCACGGGUGACUCGGCAGCGGAUCCGGUUCGCGUCAACACGUCCCUACUGAGCCCGACGACCUGCGAGGCUCCCUGCGAAACGACGUGGCCGCCGCCCGGAGCCAGGAUGCGGAUCUCCAAGGCCAACAAGGGCGCGGUGGUGGUGAGGGUGGUCCGGAGGCAUUCCUCCCCGCAGUCGGCCAGCCUGGAGAAGGUCUGGAGUCCGAGAGAGGAGAAACCCCGCAGCCCCGACAGGAAGAAGCCGCCGGAAGCUGCUAGAAACGGGGUUGAAGGGCAAGGCGGGGGGCCACCCCGCAGCCGGAAGAGCCGGUUCCGGGCCCCCGACGUGAGGACCAUCUUCUCCCCCGAAGAAAAGGACCCCAGAGUGAAGGAGGAGACCGGGGAGGGACACACCUUCCAGUCCGGAGGCGAGAACAACUGGUGCGAUGUGUGCUGCAAUUACAUCCUCCAACACGGACUCACCUGUGCAGGUUGUAAAUAUGCUUGUCAUGCUGAAUGUCGGGAGAAAGUGUCACUCGACUGCCAUCCUGCUGCGUCGCCUCUCAGUCAGGACCAUCUGAACAACAACAACACGCCGCUGCAUGAUGUGGAGAAGGAACGAGAAGUACGGACGGAGUUCAGCAGGGAAGAAAUCCAGCAGAAAAUUGACCAGUACAACUCUCUGACCAGAGACUACCUUAAAAUGACUCUGAACCCUACUGGUGUGUACACUGGUUUCGUCAAGGUCAUGAUGGAUCUGAGGCGGCCGGUGACGGUGCGUGGAGGUCAGAGGGCAGCGGGAGGAGCCACGAUGGGAGAAGCCUUCUAUCUACCGCGAGGAGUCAUCAACACUCUCCACAUCAGCUCCGAAAACACAGUCAAGCAGGUGAUCAUGGCGCUGCUGAACAAGUUCACGGUGGCAGACAACCCGGCCAAGUACGCGCUGUACAAGCGUUGCCGUAGAGACGAGCAGGUGUAUGUGUGCAAGCUGGCGGACGUUGAGAAGCCGCUGUUCCUUCGCCUGGUGGCCGGACCCGACCUCGACACGCUUAGCUUCGUUCUCAGAGAACAACAGACCGGAGAAGUUAUGUGGGACGCCUUCUCCAUCCCAGAGCUGCGAAACUUUCUCCGGAUACUUGACAAAGAGGAGCAGGAGCAGAAGGAAGCGAUCAUUCGCCGCUAUGAAGUCUGUCGCCAGAGACUGCAGGAGGCCAUGAUGGCGGUCGGAUCGCCUUCGUAGAGGAUUUACCCUCCAUCAAACCAAACGGAUGUCGUUUUUCUGUCGUUAAUCUCCUCAGAGGUGAACGUGUUGGUGGAGGGGCGGCUGUUAAUACGGAGGGAACCAGCACCUGGACGGAGGGAUGGUUUGGAUAAAAGACAAGAAGGACAAAUAAGAAAGUAAAUGAACUUUUAGACUUCCUUCACUCGCCAAAGAUCCAUUCAUGUGCCACAUUAUUUCCUCUCAACCAUCCUUCGUUGUUUUUUCUUCUGCUGUCACAUAAUUUAUCUUGAUUCCUUUUUGUUUCUUUCACUUUGUUUCAACUGGUGAAAGACUUGAGGUUGUAUUUUUUUUUAAUUUAAUGCCUUUGUCUUAAAGGUUUGUAAAUAUUAUUUCUUAAUUUAUAUGGGGAAAGCUUUAUCUUUUUUUCUCCUUUUUUUUGAAAAGCGAGUCUUAUUUUGUUUUGUUUCGAGGAAGAAACAAAUGUGUUUUUGACACAGACAGAGAAUAGUUUAUCAGGGCUUUUACUAGAUGAUGAGUGAAUUAGAUGCUUGCAAUUAAACAAAAACUCUGAGGAAAUAAGAAGGGUAAACUGGAUGUAGCUGGAAAAGGAGAAGUAUUUCUACAAAAAGUCGUUUUUCACAAAAAGUAUGGAGUCCCAGAUGUGCCAAACUCAAAAAUGUAUAUUUUUAUUUUACCUAAAGUAGUUUAUAUUAAAUGUCUUGAAAUGGUUUUAUGUUUUAUUAUUUUUCAAAAAAACAAAAAUCCAAGAUCAACAUUUUGAUAUAAAACUUUUGAAUUUUUUUUACAUUUAUUUUUUUAGUACAAUAUUAUGUUGAAGUCAUUUUUGUCUUUUUCUUUGAAUUUUGGCAUGAUGUUAGAGUCUGACCACUUUUUAAAAACAUUAAUUUCCAUAUAUAAUUUAGUUAGCUAUAAUAUUAAGAUAAGUCAUCACUAUUAAUGAUUAUUAAAUAUUUUGUUUUUGAAGAAAUCAUUGUUUUAUGUAGCGUAUUUCUUGGACAAAAAAUCUGAAAAGUUAUGGAAUAUAAAUAUGUUUUUCUCAGACGUUUAUCACUUUUUUGACUUCUAAUACUUACUGUUUAUAGUUUUAGAUUUUGAAAUAUUAAUAAUAUUACAGGUUUGCAUUUGGAGCCUCCUAAAAUGUAAUUGAGUCAGUUGUACUUAACAUUGGUUUUUGGCACAUUUUGGGCUCCAUAACCAGUUUGACGCUUCAUAAAGCAAAUGUAUGGAAGCACAUUGCUGCCUUUGCAAAGCAAAAUAUUUUUGUGUCAAUUGUGAGUGGUUAAGUCUUAAUUUAACGUUCAGAUUCCUAUUUUUGAUGUUCUGUCACAAAAUUAUGACAUCAAAUACGGUUAAGUGUUGGUUAUAAUCUUCAUUUUUAACCUUGUAAUUAUAGGAUAUAAAGUCGAAAUUGUGAGCUUUAGUCAUAAUACUGAGUUUUACAGCUGGAAACUCAUAAUUAUGACAUAAUUGAGGUUCUUUUUUAUUAUUUCAAGUUGUACGCUUUACUGACAGUAAGCACGCCAUUUUAUUUUCUUUGCACUGGCAGGAAUGGGCCUCCAAACUGGUACAGCUCAAUCUAAGCACUGGGUACUGAAUUGAAACAUAUUUUAGCAGAAAAUGUCAUAUUCUUGUCAAGUUAGAUUUAGUAGAAAUAUUUGUUAAGUUCAGUGACAGUAGGCGAAUCUAGUUUGUGGAGAAAAAAGUGAUGAGAUGCAAAUAGUUUCUGGAAGUCGACUGAGUGAGUUUGAGGAAGUAGGAAUGAAAUAUGAGAUGUUUACAAGGAAGAUUGUGUUAAAUGUCAAGUUGAAAUGUCCAGCUCUGACCUCCUUUUAUCAAGCUGAGAUAAUCCAGAGGGAAACAGGAAGUGAGAACAGGAAAGCAAAUCCUAAGAAAAAGAAGGUGCAAAAAGUUUCACUGAAAUGUUUUAUUGUAAGAAUGAUCCACUUUUGGGAGCUUUUUGUUUGAAUUUGUUUUUAAAAAACACAAUCAGUCUUUAAAGGAGUAUUAAGACAAUCAAUAAGGAUUUGUGAUGGCUGAUGUUUUUUCUCUGCUGACGCUGAAUGACGUCAUGCUGAUAGUGCUGCAGGGACUGCUGUACAAUGACGCCCUCUGGCGGUCAUUUACUGCAGCUAUUUUCUUAAAUCUGUGUCAAAUAUGCAUUGCUCGUCUGAUAGAUUUAUUCUUUCUGCUGUUUUUUUGUCUUUUUUUGUUAUAACCAAAGAUAUUUUUGUCUUGUUGCCAGGAGCAAAAUGAUACCAGAGGCCUCUUCCCAAUUCAGGGAACAAUUUAUAACAUUUAGAGUUUUAUUUAAAGGGUAAAUUAACCCUGAUUUAUUCUUAUAUCAAACACUGGGUUUAGUUUAUGGAAGGAAAAAGGGGCUUUGAGAAUUUGAAUCUUUUAUGUCCCAGAAUAAUUGUGAAAAUUAGUCAGAGAAAUGGUUGUUUUUACAAGUUAAAACAUCGACUUGAAUGGAUUUGAAUUCAAAAUAAGUGAUUUUAACAAAAUUAAAACAUCUAUAAAUGCUUAAAUUGGUCAUUUUUCUAACUAGCAGUUUUAAAAGACAAAUCGGUUCUAAUAUACAAUUUCUUGUCAAGACAAAGUGGUAUUUUUCCCCCUUUAUUGCCUCCAUAUUCUUUGAUUGAAAAUGAUGUGAAAGUCUGCAUGGAAUAAAAAAAUUAAAGCCUUA